This is a messenger RNA of Musca domestica (house fly), 3508 nucleotides long. RefSeq names its product structural maintenance of chromosomes protein 5 (gene SMC5). Bases 351 to 3464 code for a protein of 1037 amino acids. Gene Ontology annotation, molecular function: ATP binding; ATP hydrolysis activity. The transcript is spliced from 16 exons. Lineage: Eukaryota; Metazoa; Arthropoda; Insecta; Diptera; Muscidae. The record is from RefSeq and is a predicted model, not a curated record. Gene Ontology annotation, biological process: double-strand break repair via homologous recombination. Gene Ontology annotation, cellular component: Smc5-Smc6 complex.
UAUGACUAUUGUUGUUGGGAUUUAUGUGAAAGAACAGGAGACGCUCAAAAAAAAAAAAAUAUGACAAAGAGAAUCAAAACCUUGUAAAUUUUUUACUGAGGAAGGUUUCAUUUAGAAUAAAAUCUUAUUGAAAAAGUUAAGUUCUUAAAUAAAAGCUGGAUAGUGAACCACUAAAGCAGAAACCCCACAAAAAUUAAAAAAAAAAACAAAAGGUUUGUACUAGUAUUACCGGCCAAGUUCGCGGAUUGGAUUUCCACUGCACCUAGACUUAAUCUAGGAAUUGGUUCCACGUUCGUUGGCUUUUAUUCGAAUACAUCUGUAUCGUCUAAAAAUUCCACCGGUAGAAAUUGAUGAGUGUGAGAAUGAGGAAAACUUCACAUUCAACAAAAAUUGGUAAAAUUAAGAAAGUUUACUGUCAAAAUUUCGUCACAUAUGGGGAAUGUGUUUUCCAUCCGACCGAAUAUCUUAAUGUCGUCAUUGGACCCAACGGUACGGGGAAGUCCACACUAGUCUCAGCCAUUGUUCUGGGGCUUGGUGGAGAUCCAAAGAUUCUAGCACGCUCCAGUUCAAUUGGUGACUAUGUUAAAAACGGUUGCGAGUCUGCAAGAGUAGCGGUGGAAGUCUAUGGCCAAGGGGAAGAUACGACAAACUUUCAACGCAGCUUUGAUCUAAACGGGAAGUCACAAUUUUCAAUUAACAAUCAAACAGUAACUCAAAGAAAAUUCCUGGAAUCUGUAGACAAUUUCAAAAUUCAAGUAGGGAACCUAUGUCAAUUUUUACCACAGGAUCGAGUUCAGGACUUUGCUAAAAUGAAUCCCCAAGAAAUUCUUUUGAACACCAUUAAUUCUGUAUGCAGCCCAGAUGUUAUCAACAAUUUUCAAAAGCUUAAAGAUCUUCGUCACUCUCAGGAAAAUAAGAAAUCCGAAUAUAAAGAUUUAAAGCAAAAACUUGAUAGCACUUUAGCCAGAGUUGAAGAAUUAAAAGAUCAAUUGCAGCGUUAUAAUGCUCGUAAAGAUAUACAGGACAAACUUGGCGUUUGUAUGGCAAAGAAACUUCGCUUGGAAAUUGAAGAUAUUCAAAACAAGAUAUCCGAUCUUGAAAAUGAUUUGGGGUUGGCGAACGAACGUUUUGCUGCUUACGAACAAGAGUAUCAAAAUAUUAUUAAAAAACAGUCGAUGAUCGACAGUACAACAGACAAACUGAAAAAGGAGAUUGAGGAAAAGGAACGAAAUUUGAAGAUAGCAGAAGGUAGAAAAUCUCAAAUAAUUAUAAAGAUUGAAAUGCUGAAAAACAAAAUAAACGAAGAAAAAUCUAAAUUUGAGAAGCGAAAACGAGAUUCAAACGAACGCCAAAAAGAACUUAAACACGAGAUAAAGAUGUUGCAAGCUUACGCCCAAGAUUUGCAAAUUCUUAACAACGAUGAAAUGUCAGAAGCUAAUGGAGAAAAGCUAAUCAGGGAAUGUGAUUAUAAAAUGGAACAAAUAAAACAAACGAUGAAACGAUUGGAGCAAGAUCGCAGCAAUAUACAAAAUAAGCUAGAUGAAAAUAUAUCAGAGACACAGUCUUUGAAUUCGCGUCGUGGGUCUUUGGAGAACAUAAAUGAGCAGAAAAUGAGGUUUUUAAGGAGCAAGUUUCCUGAUGUUUAUGAAGCUAUUAAAUGGAUUGAUGAAAAUGCAGACAUCUUUGAGGGAAGAGUUUACAAACCAGCAUAUAUUGAGUUGACAGUAAUAGAUGAAAAGCAUGCAAAAUAUUUGGAGAACAUCAUUAAAAUUAGAGAUCUGUUGGCAUUUUCAUGUGAAAGUGCAGCGGAUCUAUCUGUACUUGCAACAGAAUUGUGCUCGAAAAAGAAGUUAGAAGUAAGUAUUUGUCAUGCGCCACCUCCUUCGGAAUCCUCAUUUACACCGAAAGUGCCUAUCGAAGAAAUACGACGGUAUGGAUUUGAAUCUUAUUUGAUAAACCUGGUAAAUGGGCCACGAGCCGUGUUGGGUUGUCUCUGUUCCUUAUAUAACUUGCAAAAUAUUCCAUAUGGCAGCGAUUAUGUAAAUAAUUGUACUGACAAAAUUCCCCACGACAUUCGUAGUUAUUUUGGUGGGAACAAUCACUGCACUCUAACAAUUUCGAAAUAUGGCAAAAAACAAGCAUCUCUUAUGCAAAGGGCUAUAUCUUCUAAAGGAUUACUCUGUAGUAGAAAUGACAGCGAAAUCAAUGCUAUAAAAUCCAGGUUGUAUGAACUACAACGAAAAACGGACUAUUUACGAAAUCAGCGAAAUGAAAUUGAAGUUCAAAUCCGUGCACAACAAGUUCUCUACGAAGAAGCAUCCAAAGUCAAAAAGGAGAUACAAGGAAAGAAAAUGGAAAUUAAACGUAAAAUGAUACAGAUAGAAAGACAAAGGAGCAAAAUCGAAACCCUCAAAAAAGAUGUAGUUGUAACUCCCGCAAUCGAAAUGGAAUUUAAGAAGAUUUGUGAUGAAGCGGUACGGGAUAUUUUUAAAUUACAGGCGGAAAGAAUUGAAAUUCUUAAAGUUAUUGAAAAAGCAAUGGAAGACAAAGCAUUUGCAAUCAACAAAUUCGGUAUUUUCAGAUUAGAAAAUGAUGAAAUUGUUAACAUUAUCUCGGCUACAAAAGAAAAAAGGGACGAGGCAAAGAACCGUGUGGAAAUUAUAAAUAAUAAAUGCAGCAAUCUUAAGCGGGAUGUGAAACAAAAACUCUCUGAAUCUUUGAAGUAUACCAAUCAAAUGGAACCAACGCACACACAAUUUCCCCAUAGGCUUUUUUAUAAUAGUUUAACAAAUAGCCUGGAGGAGUUACGUGACAAAAUUAGCGAUUUAAGUGGUCGAUUGGACUGCAUGGACAAUGUCGAUGCUGAGAUUGUAAGGGAAUACGAUACCAAAAGCCAUGAAGUUGAAGCAUUACAAAGAGAGUUGGAAGCAAAUUUACAUGGUGACGAAAAUUAUCUGUGUGAAAUAAAGCAAAUUUAUGAUGCAUGGCAUCCUGUUGUUAUGCAAGUUGUAACAACAAUAAACGACCAUUUCGGGCAAUUUAUGGAGUCAAUGGGAUACGUAGGAGAAGUCAAGUUGGCGUGCAAAGAGGAACAUGACUUUGAGUCGUACGGUAUAGAAAUUCUGGUGCAGUAUCGCAAAAACGUUCCGCUGCAGGCACUCAAUCGUCACGUACAGUCAGGAGGAGAGAGAGCUGUUGCUAUUGCUGUUUACACAAUGUCUAUGCAGCACAUAACGCAUGUACCUUUUCGGUGUGUAGAUGAAAUAAACCAAGGUAUGGAUGCACGGAAUGAAAGAAAGAUUUUUGAAAUGUUGGUAGAUGAAACCACCAAAUCUGGUAAUGCGCAAUACUUCUUUGUAACACCAAAGCUUUUACCAAAAUUGAAAACAAACGAGAGAAUGGCCGUUCACGUUGUCUUCAACGGGCGGAUGGUUCAAUCGAAAAAUGCAUUUUCCAUAAUUUGAUCCUACUUGUUUUUCAAAAUAAAAAAGAAUGUCUUAUCUCUUAA